AUGGAUGUAAAUUUGCUCUCAACUAUAAGGGCCAUUCAAGAUAGGAAGUUACAAUCUCAUGAUAAUGUUCUUAAAAGAAGAGCAGCUUCAGUUUCAGUCGCUGGUUUCGACGGAAUGACAAAAAAACAAUGUAGACUUAGAUGUAUCUUCAAAGAUGUUCGGCAAAAAGCAGGAACACGAGAGGGCAGCAAUCAGGCCAAAUAUCCGGUGAUUGUGUUCAUUCACGGCGAAAGCUACGAAUGGAAUUCGGGCAAUCCGUACGAUGGCACCGUGCUGGCCAGCUACGGGGGAGUCGUCGUGGUCACCGUAAAUUAUCGGCUCGGCAUUUUAGGUUUUUUAAAUGCCAACACCGAUCCAUACUCGAAAAAUCCAGCCAAUUAUGGCCUCAUGGACCAAAUAGCAGCAUUACAUUGGAUUCAAGAGAACAUCGCUUUUUUCGGUGGAGAUCCUACUAAUGUAACACUUUUGGGCCAUGGUACUGGUGCUGCAUGUGUUAAUUUUUUAUUGACUUCUAGUGCUGUACCCGAAGGUGUCUUAUUUCACCGAGCUAUCCUUAUGUCAGGCUCAGCACUGAGUCCGUGGGCCUUGGUCCAAGAGCCUUCGAAGUAUGCAGCCUUAGUAGCUGUUCACGCAAACUGUUCACCUGAACUACCUCAUUCUCACUUACUCAAGUGCCUGAGAGAAAAGCCUCUGGAGACGCUCAUGUCGACUCCGGUCAUAGCUCCUGAAUUCUCGUUUGCCUUUGGACCAAGCGUUGAUGGGGUUGUUAUCGAUACUGGAGAACCACCAGGAGGAGAAAAUCCACACUACACCGACUACGACAGCGGUAGCGGAAGCAGUGGAAAAACCUCGAAGGUGGAACCGCAAAACGCCAUCAACAUUUUAAACAGCGUGCUCUUGCGAAAAUCCGUCAUAUCGAAGCUGAGCCGUUACGACUUAAUGCUAGGUGUCGUCAAGGCGGAGGCAUAUUUUGCUUUUAAUGGCGAAGACGUGCAGUACGGCAUCGAAGCAGACCGCCGAACAAAAAUUCUGCGGACCUUCGUGAAAAACACGUACAGCUACCACCUCAGCGAAAUCCUAGCGACGAUUGUUAACGAAUACACUGAUUGGGAAAGGCCCGUUCAGCACCCAAUCAAUAUAAGGGACGAGACGCUGGAGGCGCUGUCGGACGCACAGUUCGUCGCUCCAGUUGUGCACACUGCCGAUUUGCAUUCAGCCGAACACCGGAAUUCCUAUCUCUAUGUUUUCGAUUAUCAAACGAAGUUCGGAGAUUAUCCCCAGAGACAGGGGUGUAUCCACGGCGAAGAACUGCCCUACUUAUUCGGCGCGCCCCUCGUCGGCGGCCUCAUGCAUUUCGGCAGGAACUACACUAAAUCGGAAGUAAUUCUCUCCGAAAUUACCAUGAUCUACUGGAGCAAUUUCGCAAGGACCGGAAAUCCCAAUGAACAACUCGAAGGAGACCAUGUGCGGCAAGAUAGGGCUCGAUUCAAGAACGUUGAGUGGACAGCUUAUGAAGCAGUACACAAAAAAUAUCUUAAUUUAGAUCAAAAACCGAAACUCAAAAACCACUACCGAGCGCAUCGGUUAUCCUUUUGGUUGAACUUGGUGCCUGACCUUCACAAACCUGGCGGAGAUGACGUGCCAGCAUCGCAUCACGAGCUUGGUGACGAUGACGAACCUGCUCCGAAAUUUCCGUCCUUAAAUCCCAGGAAAUUGCCCACUACGGAGGCACCGAUAGAAUUCAAGACACUAUUUGGUAAUAAUGGGUCUUCAGCUUUGGCGACGAUUAGCUCGGCUGAUUCUACUGAGAGAGUGGAAGAAUUAGGUGGUAUCAGCACGACUCAACAUACAGUAGAAGAUGGCUUCGCAGCUUACUCCACCGCUCUAAGUGUAACGAUAGCAAUAGGUUGUUCGUUGCUAAUUUUAAACGUUCUCAUAUUUGCGGGUGUAUACUACCAAAGAGACAAGUCUAGAAUGAGCGAAAACGGUCAUGGUCAUCAACCUAAAAAACGUAACGAAAAUGGUCAAAUGCCUAACAACAUUUGCGGCGAUUUAGAAUCCAGUAUAAUCGGAGUCAAAGGUGAUCCAGCAACAAUUUUGGGUCACCACCAUUCGCAUCAUCAGCUGCCUCCACCAGAAUUUGCAGAUUUGCCUCAGAAUAACGCCACUUUGCCGAGGCAUCCGCCGCCGCCUCCGAAAGUGAACAAAGCAAACGUGAACACGUUAAGUUCGCGAAACGUCCAAGAAAAUCAGCCGUUACUGUCCACGCACAGUAUACAGCUGAUCAAUACUGGUACGUUAACGAAAAAAAACACUCAGUUAAACGCGAAACAAAACACUACAAUGGAAGAACUGCGUGUGUGACAGGAAGAUGUCUACUUGUGAUUUGCAAUAACUAAGACUGUUGCUCAUGAGUCGCUAUGCUCGAACUCGCGGAACUUGUAAAGUUUUUUUCUAAUCGAAUUUUUGUAUUCUCGAUAUAAUAGCAACAAGACAGUAUAUUUGGUAAAGACACAGAAUUGGUUGGGAUUUUGCUGGAGAAAAAAAUAAAAAUCCAUUUUAAAAAAAAAACUGAAAUUAUUAUCAGCAACAACAAUAAUUGUAAUGGUCCAGGAAUUGCUUAGGAUACUGAUUCGUUUAUGUCGGACUUGGGAGUUGCGAGAGAAUGUGAGCCAGAACUAAAGCCAAGUACAAUAAAGUAUGAAACUGCAUUCAAUUCCUAAUAGGCGCGUAGCCAAAGUUAAUCUGGAUACAGGAUAAGGCUUACCUAAGUUAUACAUAACGGACAUGGGCACUACUAAACACAUACACCUAUACAGACUCUUUAUUCGUUAGCUAACCGACGACCUGCACGCUACCCCCCACCACAUUUUAUUGUAUUAUUCCGACGACCCCGAUGCGUGAUCCAUAUACAAUUACUAUUGACCCGCCGUUCGCCGUUGACAUUGACCUUCAAUGAUUAAGGUUCCUUGUAUUUUUAUUAAUUCGUAGUCUAUCCUGUAAACGAACUUUAUUUAAACGUGACGUGAUGGAGGAUUUUCCUGAAACCUAUGAGCCUUUUUUGGAAAAUGAUUUGGUUUAAUUAACCGAAGGGAUAUGCCCUAUCUUUCUAGAUACGACAAUAUGGAAUCGUGGCACACAUAGACAUGUUAAACGUUGCGAAAUUAAACCAAGCAGUUCAAAGUUUUCUUUUGGUUUUCAUAGCUCUAUUUACUUUUGUACAGCAAGUUGACUAUUUCGUCUCUUGUCGUACCGUCUGGUGAUAUCCAGGUCCAUUUUUGUUACAUCUCACUCGUUUAUGGAACGCCUUGUAAUUUAAUUUGCCAAUAGCGUCGGCCAUAUUAAUAAAUUUCGUUACUUUGCCUUUGUCUAUGAUUUUUGAUUGCUCUCCAGGGAAAACUUCUAGAUCUUGUUCACUUGGUUGGUACAUAGAGCUGUAUGAGCUCUAGAGUGAUGAUCUUACUGAUGUUUUUUUUUCAUCAUGAUUCAAAUGCCUCCGGAUGUUUCGGGGGUGGAUGGAGCGUCCAGAUAGGGUUCAUUUCAAUUUGAGGGGUGGAAACACACAUAGACUAAUCUGACAUUGCUUGCUUAACAUUUUUCGGAAUUGGAGAGUCUAGUAAUGCUUGGAUUUUAGCCUUUCCUGGCCUCAUUCUCUGGCUUGAUAUUUCUCUACCAAGAUAUUUCAAGAAAUAUUGGAGGAAACGGCAUUUUUUAAUAUUCAAAAAAAAAUCCAGCAGAACUCGAUGCUUCUAAAAUUUGACGCAAAUAUUUAAGUCCUUCAUAUGUAGAACUAGGAAUCGAAAUGUCAUCGAGGUACACUAAGGCUAUUGAGUCUUUCAAUGAGCCCAAUGCCGAAUUCACGCCUCUCUGAAAUACAGCAGGGGCAUUUGCUAAGCCAAAUGGCAUCCUGAAAAACUCGGAAUGGUCAUCGGGCAUUACAAAAGCCGUUUUUUGAACAGAGUCUUCAUGUAUGUAGUCAAAGAAGUAAAAUAUUGCCCCUUAUCCAAUCGAUCCAAUGGAUUACCGAUGCGUGGAAGAGGAAAUUUAUCUUUUAUUGUAAGUUGAUUUAGUUCCCGGUAUAACCACACAGAGUCUAAAGUCUCCAUUCUUCUUUUUGACAAGUAUCAAAGGACUGGCAUAAGGAGAUUCACCUGGUUGGAUAAUUUUAUUUGUCAUUAAAUCUGCAGUUAUUUCUCGCACAGCUAGCCUCUCGCUUUCAGACAAUCGAUACGGUGAUCGUGCAACAAUGACAUCCUUUUAUAAUUUUAUUUUGAAACUAACAUUAUUUACUGCACCCACUUUAGUGCCAGUUGUGAUCAUAUAGAACUGAAAUCUUGUAAAAUGUUUUGAAUAUCGGCCUGAUAUUCUAAUAAGGGAGCUUCGAUUGUACUUAUAUUUUGAACUUGCUUCAAAUACGACUCGAUUUAUUCCAGGAUGUUGCCGUCGUAAUACUCUUGAUCCUUUGUGAUCAGUUAUUGUAACCAAAUUUCGAUCCUGAAAUAUAUUGCGACCUAUAAAAACGUCAUAGUCAAGUCACAAAAACAAACAUAACUGAAGUAUCGAUGUCAGUUAUUUUAGUGUUGGCUGUGAAUUUCUCUGUUGUUGUAAUGGUUGCAUUUGUGAUUCCUUUGAUUAAAAUACUGCAAGAAACUCCUUGAAUAAUAAUAGAAAUUUAUUUGAAAUCAAAGACAAAUCUGCGCCAGUGUCGAUAAGAGCCCAAAAUUGACGUCCAUCUAACCUCUGUAGCUCCAGUCGAUUUUUGUACACAACAAAAAUUGAUUGGUACUGCGCCGUUUUUCAAUAGCAGCUUUGAUCUCGUUUGUUACAAAUUAAUUGGUUAUUUAAACUUUAAGACAAGAUAACCUAGGGUCGUAGAAUUCAAAAGAUUAAGAUAACGUGUAGUCCCUUUAUGUGCAAAUGAAAGUACUCAAAAUCCAACAAACAAUAAUUUUAUUUGAUAUUCAACAAGUUCUGUGUUUAAUAAUAUAGUGACAAUGCCACUUUCUUUAAAACAUGACAGUUGACAGCUUGGUUUUUCCAGUGAAUCUGAUACAAUGUACCCUUCCAAUCCGGAGCUCUUCAAUGGGUGUUGGGGUUUCGGUUUCGUCGGUUUCGAUUUCAUGAACUGGAGCUCUUCGUGUUGUUUCCUGUAUCCAAGAAUAGGAUAGAUUGCUGGGGUGACGUCACUCCAGCUGAUACAAACUCCGAACAUUGAUCUUUAUGUCGAGUAGGUACCCAGAAAAGGAUAAGGCAGUAUCAGGUUCACCAAUAUUUGGAAUAAUAAAUCCCUGAAUUUUGUCAAAAAGUGAGUGUCUUUCAAAGAAAAUUUAAAUUGAAAUUUAAUAUGAAACUAUUGUUGUACAGACACUCCCUUCCAACAAAAUGAGGUAUGAACAGCUAUUGCAGAAAGAAAAAAAAUAUAUAUAUUUUAAUAAAAAAAAAAAAAAAACAAUUAAAUGAUUGAAAAUAAUGGUAAGAUAAUAGUAAAAUUAUAGUAGAUUAUACCACGAGUCAAUAAUGAUAGCUAUUAUUCCCGAGGAAUAUUUACGAACUGAGCCGCGGAGUAACAUUCCGAGGGAAUAAUAGCCAUUAUUGCGAGUAGUAUACUCUACUUUAUUUACGACAAAUUAAUUUAUUUCACAUUUCUAAUGAACAAACUUCAUCCAUCUUAAUUCUCAAUACAAAUCCACAAGCACUACACGUUUGACUCUGACACUUUUGAGGAAUAAUGACCAUUAAUCCCGCUAGUCGUCAUUAUUCCCUGCGGGAAUAACAUCUGUCAUUAUACUGUCAAAAUCACAAGUAUAAUGCUUACAUUAUACGUUAGUCGUAAAUAAAAAUAUUAACAGCGAGAUUAAAUUAAAAUGCUCGUUAUAAUUGAGCAAAAUGCUGCUUUUCUGGCAGUAGCACUAGCAGGCAAAAAUAUGAACAAAAUAAGAUCAAAAAAAAAGAAAUUAAAUAUUUAGAUUCUCCCCCAAAUAGACAAAAUUUUGCUUUUAAAUUAAGGUAGCUACUAUCGAUACUACAAGAUAAACCUGACGGUGAAAUCAAUCAAAUCCGGAAUAUGUCAAAAUUAUUGAGAUGUUUCAAUUGAAAUUUUUUAACUAAAUAUUUGACCUGUCUGGAUUUCUAUUAAAAAAAAAAACACCCUUUAGCCGAGAUAAUAAUGGACGGAGUCAAACAGAAAAUUGCGCUAUUCAGGCCUUUGCCUGGAUUCAAUAAAGAGUUGAUAGGGAUGGACACACAAAUUUGGUUUUCACCGAUUCUAUUUAGAGCAAAUGGUCCAAUAUUCCCACACUAACAAUUGAUUCUGAAAACCAGAGCAGCAGUACCUAUUUAUUAGUCCAAAAGUCUGAAUUGACUUACCUCAGAAAAAAAAAACGCGGAACAACCAAUCGGCACUCACAGAAAAUGGAAGCCCACAAAUAGAUAAAAAAUUAAAAUAUAAUAUUUAUGUUUCAAGAAUAGAUAAGAUAAGAUUUAUCAGGUAAAAACUUAACAAUGAUAUGAUAAUAUUGAUAUUAUGCAUUGAUAGCAAAAUAUAUUGAAAAAUCUAUGAGGGAGAACCUAAAAAUAUAAAGCAAAAAUUAUAAAAUAUAAAAAUGACUUCCCUGCCAGACUACCGCCGAGAAAAGAGAAUGUUUUAGAAAAUAAACCCUACAGGAAAACAAUCCUGUGUUUUUUAUACUUAACUGCGUUUUAAACCAGUUCAACCAAUCAGAAGAGUACACCCAAAAGACCGUAUACACUUUACAAAGACUUCACAAUUUAAAACCACGUGGAAUGAAAGAAAAUAGAUAACAAUUCAAAAGAAUUAUUUUAACUGUUUGCAAAUUAUAAUAAUUUGAAUUAGGGUUAUGAUAAAAACAAAAAACUGCUAAUCAAUUAGGGCAUUAGGCCAAAAAAUGAUUAUUUCAAAAUCAGAAGUUAGAGAAAAAAGAAAUAUAUCCUUUUGCUAAAAGUGAGAUAAAUAUAAUUUCUUUGAAUGAAAAUACAAAUGACUGUCAAAUAAAACUAGCCAAGGAAAACGAUCACAAUUUAAAAAAAUAAACUCAUCCGUUACUAGAUGGCAGCACUGGUAAAUUAAUAAAAGAUAUUUGCAUUUUACGCUCAUGAUGGCAAAAAUAUAACUUCAUAAUGAAAAUGAGAAGAGACGGAACAUGUUACGUAAAUGAUAAAUUUAUCAUAACACGAUUUGCGCAAAAUGAACACGUUUGGUUGUUGUGAAGUAACAGUAGAUGAAGGUCGAGAUGACGUUUCUCCAUCAAUUUUAGAUCUAAAAGUUGCAUUUUCAGAUGAUAAAUGGGACCUUUUUACACGACAAUUGGCCUUAAUGUGUCCUAAUUUGCCGCACUGAGAGCACUUCUCAGAAUUCGCAGUAAAUCCCCGCGAGUAUCCUUCAAGCUUCAUUUUAAGAGAAUCAUUAACCUUUUUAUAACUUUCAACAGAGUAUGUUAUUGCAGAUUUCGAAAAAGCCGACAAAAAUACAAACAUGAUACAAACCAAAUACUAGCACAUAGACUAAUCUGACGCACUGUCCACUGACACCAGAGACUGACACUGAGUGACCACACUAGCAUGGAAUAAGACCACUAGUCCGUGUGUCCCGCGUUUCAAAGACGAGCUCCCAGCGACACGUAGACAAUUCCAGGAGACCAGUAGCGGCUUGUUAAUAUUAAAAUAAUCGAUAAACAAAUAUAUCAAAAAUAAUUAAUUUCUAACAAUGUUUACUUGCUAUGAGGCCAAAUUUCUUGAUGAAACUGGAGUGUGCCUAAAUCUAUACUAAACGCAAAAAUAGACAAUAUAGAUUCUCGUUAAAUCUAGCUACAUUCAGCAAAUUUCCAACCAAAUAACAUCACAAAAAAAAUAUAUGCAGAAAUAAAAAAAAAAAAAAAAACUUGUAUAAAACUAGAUAAAAAAAAAGCUGUCUACAUUGUAAAUACUAACUUGAUAUAGGUAAAGCACUACCGCGUUGUGAUGUCCGUUAUAAACAGACCAAUAUUUUUGUUUUAUUUUGUAAUCAAUAUAGAACAUCUUUUUCAUAAAUUGAUGAUGGUUAAUACUAAUACAGAUUUUUAUUUAAACUAAUAUUUUAAGGCAUUAUAGGUAAUUUCAAUUCAUAGAUAUUUUCGAAUUUAAUGUGACUUUAAUUAAAAAUCUGUAUUUAGGGAAUGAUGUUUCUAAUAAAACAUGUCUGCUAAAUUUGAAUAUAUAUUUAUUUCUAUUUUUAUUAUCGAAUUCAUAUUUUGGGAUAGGUAGCUCAAAGCAAUUUUUCACAAAGCAACCAAUUAUCAUUGUGGUUGAAAAUAAAUUAUAUUUUAUCAAUAUUUCCAUGAAACCAAUAUUUUCGUUAAAUUACAGAUGAAUAGAUAUUCUAUUUCAAUUGAAAAAUGAUUGUGAAUUGUUCUAAAAGUGUUUUUUCCACAACACAACAAUUAACAUUUCGGCGCUGCCACAAAUAAAUAACUUUGCCGACAUGGAAGAGUACAGCGGACAUGUUUUUUUUUUAUCAGGGUAGAAAAUUGUAAAUAAAAAAUCAUACUGUUUAGAAAUUAAUAAAAAUGUAUGGAUGAAUAGUUUUAAUAUAAAUUGUUGUUCGGGAUUGGGAAAAAAACAUAAUUCUGUUAUUGAGAAGAAUAGUUUAAUGAACAUCAAUUUUACAUUAUUACCUAUGAUUGAACCAAAUCCAAGCGGCAGUAAUGAAAUCAACUGGUCAUUUUCAUUACAACCUAUCAAAUGUCCUUCUUGCAUGCGCACUGGUCUUGGUAGGGCGUUUCAACCAAUAAGAAGGCUGCUGUUUACUUACAAUUUAGGUUAUUUAAUAUCAUUUACUGCGGCUUUGAUUUGGAAAUGGUAUAGGCACAGUAUAGGUACUACACCACUAAGAAUUGAGAAAAAUCUAGGCAAUUUUUGGUUUAUUUUUGGUUAUUUUUCUGAAACUGAACAAUCAUUUUCUUAACCUUCCAUCUUUGUAAUUAUCGGAACGAAUGACUUGUAUAUAGUUAGUAAAUAUAAUAAAAUGUUAAAUAAAUUAUAUAAAAAUCCUAGUUUCUUUUAU
Molecule: messenger RNA, 9058 nt
Organism: Ceutorhynchus assimilis (cabbage seed weevil)
Lineage: Eukaryota; Metazoa; Arthropoda; Insecta; Coleoptera; Curculionidae
Source: the annotation of a GenBank genome assembly